Molecule: messenger RNA, 1481 nt
Organism: Camelina sativa (false flax)
Lineage: Eukaryota; Viridiplantae; Streptophyta; Magnoliopsida; Brassicales; Brassicaceae
Product: ABC transporter F family member 2
Molecular function (GO): ATP binding; ATP hydrolysis activity
Source: RefSeq, a predicted model, not a curated record
UUUUUUUUUUUUUUCUUAGGCCAUGUUUAUAGGGAUAUCACAUGGGGUGAUCUAAGACCUUUUAAAAAUCAAAUUAAUUGAACAGUAGCCAUAAGAUCAGCCCAAUUGAUCUUAUUCUAGAUCAGUUCUUGUUUGUGUUGAUCUAAACGUGACGUGUCACACUCUCACGUAAAGCUUGGUUUCAUUUUUUUUGUCGAGACAUUUCUUUUUCUUCUUCUCUCGCAAACGGCGACAAGGCGAAACGGCGAGAGAUUUGUGUUCUCAUCACCGUCGUCUCCUCUGUCUCCUCGUUCCGGCCAUUGAAACACCAAGUCGACCGAUCUCCUCGUCUCCUCGUCUCCUCAUUUCCUCGUGUCCACCGACCGAUCAAACAAUGGUGCGUCUUCGAUUUCGUCAGGAGUGAGACUUGAAAACAUUAGCAAGAGCUAUGAAGGUGUGACGGUACUAAAGGAUGUGACUUGGGAAGUGAAGAAAGGUGAAAAAGUAGGGUUAAUCGGCGUCAACGGUGCGGGGAAGACGACACAGCUCAGGAUCAUAACUGGUCAAGAGGAACCUGAUUCAGGUAAUGUGAUUUGGGCCAACCCCAAUUUGAAAGUUGCGUUUUUGAGUCAAGAAUUUGAGGUUUCGAUGGGGAAGACAGUGAAGGAAGAGUUUAUGAGUGCGUUUAAAGAAGAGAUGGAAGUAGCAAGUAAGCUUGAGAAGUUGCAGAAGGCGAUUGAAGAAGCUGUUGAUGAUUUGGAACUAAUGGGAAGGUUACUUGACGAAUUCGAUUUGUUGCAGAAACGAGCUCAAGAGGUUAAUUUGGAUUCUAUGGAUGCGAGAAUCAGUAAGAUCAUGUCUGAAUUAGGGUUUGUGUCGGAGGAUGCAGAUAGGCUUGUGGCUCGUUUAGUAGUGGAUGGCAAAUGAGAAUGUCACUUGGGAAGAUUUUGCUUCAGAGUCCAGAUUUACUGCUUUUGGAUGAGCCAACGAAUCAUUUGGAUCUUGAUAUUAUUGAGUGGCUUGAAAGUUACUUGAAUAAGCAAGAUGUGCCUAUGGUCAUUAUAUCACAUGACAGAGCGUUUCUUGAUCAGUUAUGUACCAAAAUUGUGGAAACUGAAAUGGGAGUGUCGAUGACGUUUAACAUUUUGAUUCAUUGGUUUUGUAAAGCUAGGAAGUUUGAUGAUGCUAGGAAGAUGAUGGAUUUGAUGAAGGUUACUGAGUUUACUCCUGAUAGCACUUGCAAAAUGUUGGUAGAGGAGCUUGAUAGGAAACACAUGGCAGAACCAAAAGACAAGAUUCAGAGUUUGGUUCAGUCAAAAACUGUGACUUACGCAGUCCUAUUUCUGUUGUUUCGUAGAGAUUAGUAGAGUUUGGAGCCAUGGCUCAAAGUUUUGUUUUCUUUAUCUGUGGAAUGAUAUUAUACUCUAUAGCAGACUCUCUGUUUAGAUCUCAAAGCAUGUUUUACCUUACUGAAAUGAAAUGAAUUUGCAUGUUUUACCUUA